AUGUCUGCAGAAGACCAGAACGGAGAGGAGAGGCUUAUCUAUGAGACUAUAUUCAAUCACUUCAAAAGAAAUAAGGUGGAGAUUUCGAGUGCAAUAAAAAAGACAUUUCCUUUUCUUGAGGGGCUCCGUGACCGUGAACUCAUCACAAAUAAAAUGUUUGAAGAUUCUCAAGAUUCUUGUAGAAACCUGGUCCCUGUACAAAGAGUGGUCUACAAUGUUCUCAAUGAACUGGAGAAGACAUUUAACCGGACACUUCUGGAAGCAUUGUUCAGCGAGGUCAACAUGCAGGAAUACCCUGAUUUAAUUCAAGUACAUCAAGGGGGGAGGGCAGUGGUUAUUGUCCAAUCAACAGAACAAUACUGUGGUUAUUGCAAACAACUCUACUUUGGGAAAACCCUCCAGGAAAAGAAGAGAACCAACUCUACUUUGGGAAAACCCUCCAGGAAAAGAAGAAAAAAGAGAGGGCAUUCCUGGAACAGAAUAAAAAAGAAACAUCAGAAAAACACACCUCAACAAGGUAGCAGCAAAGCUGAUGGCCAGCUGGUCUCCAGUGAGAAGAAGGGGGAAAUGAAUGUGCAAGGCUCUGCCAAGAUCAGGGGUCCAAGAAGGCCCAGAGAUGAAAGUGUGGACUUCCACGCUGCUUUGCUCCCUGUGACCUGUGGUCAGAUGAAGGGAAUUUUACAUAGAAAGAAACUGAAACGAG
Molecule: messenger RNA, 703 nt
Organism: Galeopterus variegatus (Sunda flying lemur)
Lineage: Eukaryota; Metazoa; Chordata; Mammalia; Dermoptera; Cynocephalidae
Product: nuclear body protein SP140-like protein
Exons: 6
Biological process (GO): regulation of transcription by RNA polymerase II
Cellular component (GO): nucleus
Molecular function (GO): DNA-binding transcription factor activity, RNA polymerase II-specific; DNA binding
Source: RefSeq, a predicted model, not a curated record